Daphnia pulicaria is the source of this 2025-nucleotide messenger RNA. RefSeq names its product extensin-2-like. The record is from RefSeq and is a predicted model, not a curated record. The coding region runs from base 105 to 1823 and encodes 572 amino acids. The transcript is spliced from 2 exons. NCBI's taxonomy places the organism in Eukaryota, Metazoa, Arthropoda, Branchiopoda, Diplostraca, Daphniidae.
GAGUAAAGGCCAUUGAAAUCAGUGGAGUUCGCCAUUUCGACACGUCAACAGGAGCACUUAGUCUAUCUGCCAUUUGCUGUGCCAUCAAAUUUCAACCUGUUGCCAUGGCUAACUUUGCCAUCACGUUGCUGCUAGCUGUUGUCUCGAUGUUGGCUGGAUCUACUACGGGUGGACCGAUGGGCUCAUCUUCUGCAUCAAGUAGUUAUUACCAGACCACAACAACGAAAGAGUACUACACCACCAAGAAAGCUGAAUACUACAUGACGACUUACGCUGCUCCUACCUACUACACUGAGGCCCCGAAGUACUACACCACCAAGGCUCCCGAGUACUACACCACGGCUUCUUACUACACAACAAAGGAACCUGAGCAUUACACCACAAAGAAGGUCGAGUACUACACAACAACCUACGCUGCCCCUAGCUACUACACCGAGGCUCCGAAGUAUUACACCACCGAGGCUCCGAAGUACUACACCACGACGUAUGCGGCUCCUAGUUAUUACACCGAGGCUCCAAAGUACUACAAUACCAAGGCUCCCGAGUACUACACUACUAAGAAAGCUGAGUACUACACAACACCGGAACCUUAUUACACCACGACCUACGCAGCUCCCAGCUACUAUACCGAAGCCCCAAAGUACUACACCACCAAAGCACCUGAAUACUACACUGAGGCUCCAAAGUACUACUCGGCUCCGAGCUACACCACCACAGCGGCUCCUUACUACACCACUGAAGCUGCCAAGUAUUACGUAGCCCCAACUUACUACACCGCUGCUGCCCCAUCUUACUAUGUUGAACCAGCUUACUACACCGAGGCUCCGCAAUAUUACUCAGCUCCUAGCUACUACGAAACCGAGGCACCCAAGUACUACGCAACUGCCGCCCCAAGCUACUACACCGAAGCCCCUAAGUAUUACGCUGCCCCAAGCUAUUACCAGACUGAAGCGCCCGUUUAUUAUACUAAAGCUCCCGAGUACUAUACCACUGCCACCUACUACACUACGAAAGCUCCCGAAUACUACACAACUGCCUCCUACUACACCACCAAGGCUCCAGAGUACUAUACUAUGACCUACGCAGCCCCUAGCUACUACACCGAAGCUCCCAAGUACUACACCACCAAGGCACCUGAAUACUACACCGAGGCUCCGAAGUAUUUUUCAGCUCCAAGCUACACCACUACAGCUGCUUCUUACUACACCACUGAAGCUGUCAAGUAUUACCUAGCCCCAACUUACUACACCUCUACUGCCCCUUCUUACUAUAUUGAGCCAACUUACUACACCGAAGCACCCCAGUACUACGCUGCUCCAAGCUACUACACCGAGGCUUCCAAGUACUAUACCACUAAGGCUUCAGAAUACUAUACUACUGCUGCCUACUACACCACCAAGGCACCCGAGUACUAUACCACUGCGGCUCCUUACUACACUACUACUUAUGCAGCUCCUACUUACUACACUGAGGCCCCAAAGUACUACACCACCAAAGCAGCUGAGUACUAUACAACUGCUUCCUACUACACCACUAAGGCGCCAGAAUACUACACCACUAAGAAAGCCGAAUACUACACUACUCCGGCACCUUACUACAGCCCUACGACCUACGCUGCUCCCAGCUACUACUCUGAGGCUCCCAAGUACUACACCACCAAGGCUCCAGAAUACUACACCACUGCAGCUUACUACACCACCAAGGCUCCCGAGUACUACACAACGGCUUCCUACUACACCACAAAGGCACCUGAGUACUACCCAACUAAGAAAACUGAAUACUACACUGAGGCUCCCAAAUAUUAUUCUGCCCCAUUAUACUAGAUGUUGUUAAUAUUUCAUGUAAAGAUAAUUUAUUUUUUAUUAGUUAUAUCGCUCUAAAAUCAAUGUAUUUAAUGAUUCAGUUCAUUGCAUUGUUCACUCAAAUGUCAUGUAUUGGGUUAGUUUUUAUUGGUGUUCAAUGUUAACUGCAACUUGAGAUUUUAUCGGUAGAGUUUAAAAGCACAAUAUAAAAGAAAUCAAACAU